Molecule: messenger RNA, 615 nt
Organism: Temnothorax curvispinosus
Lineage: Eukaryota; Metazoa; Arthropoda; Insecta; Hymenoptera; Formicidae
Exons: 1
Coding region: 1-615 (204 amino acids)
Source: RefSeq, a predicted model, not a curated record
AUGCCUCACGUGGCGCUGAACGACGUGACUAAAUUAUCGCUGUUGCGAACGUUGGAGAGCGGACGAUUUCUGAGCGCGGGCUUUCGCUCUUGGGAUCUGUACGAAUUUCCCCUGCUGCAGAGCACGACCAAGCAUUCGUGGGCCGUAAAAGCCGCGCCGCAAUUAGAGAAGCCGCGAUACGUUAUAUUCGCGCUGCAGACCGGACGGCGAAACGAAUUCGCGGGCGACGCCUCGAGGUUCGAUCAUUGCGCGCUCGCCAACGUGAAAUUGUAUCUCAACUCGGAAUUCUAUCCCUACGACGACGUGAACGUGGAUUUCGAGAGCGACAAGUUCGCCGUGCUGUACGAGAUGUACGCGAAAUUUCGAGGAGCGUAUUACGGGAACGGUCGCGACGACGCGCUCUUUUCCCCGCGCGAAUUUGCGCGGGUAGCUCCGCUCGCGGUGAUCGAUUGUUCCCGUCAAAACGAAUCGGUGAAAAGCGCCACCGUGGACGUGCGCAUCGAGUUCGAAAACAAGGAAAACGUUCCGCCGAAAACCACAGCUUUUUGUCUCAUCGUUCACGAUCGAGUCAUCGAGUACAGUCCGCUGACCAACGUGGUGCGCAAAAUUAUCUAA